Molecule: messenger RNA, 4054 nt
Organism: Anguilla anguilla (European eel)
Lineage: Eukaryota; Metazoa; Chordata; Actinopteri; Anguilliformes; Anguillidae
Product: glutaminase kidney isoform, mitochondrial-like
Exons: 18
Coding region: 1-1911 (636 amino acids)
Biological process (GO): L-glutamine catabolic process
Molecular function (GO): protein binding; glutaminase activity
Source: RefSeq, a predicted model, not a curated record
AUGUUACAGUUUAGGUUUCCAACAGUGCUAAAGGAGUUGUUUCAAUCCAACCUAAAGCGUCCUUUAUCAGGUAUUGCCAGAAUUAAAACGUCAUCUUCAGCCUCCUACUGCUUUAGGACCGCCUGUCACGAUGUCAGAGUUUUAUCAAAACUGAAGACGUUCCAUGCCGGAGGAUAUCGGCGUUUAUUGUACCCCUCCACAGGGGUCAAAUACUUCUGCACCAAGACCGAGGGCGCCGUUGCCGCGACUGAACAGGCGAAGAAAGAUGAAACCGGCAAAGAGGCGGCAGCGGAGAAGAGAAGGAAAGCUGGCAUUCUGCCCAGUCUGGAGGACCUGCUGUUCUAUACCAUCGCCGAGGGCCAGGAAAAAAUCCCUGCUCACAAGUUCAUCACAGCACUGAAGGCCACCGGACUGCGCACAGGUGACCCCAGGCUGAGGGAGUGUAUGGAGAUGCUAAAGAUCACCCUGAAGUCAUCCUCAGAUGGAGUCAUGCUGGACCGACACCUCUUCAAAAAGUGUGUCCAGAGCAACAUCGUGCUGCUGACCCAGGCUUUCCGCAAGAAGUUUGUCAUCCCUGACUUCCUUUCCUUUGCCUCCCACAUUGACGACCUGUACGACAGCGCCAAGAAGCUGUCAGGAGGGCAGGUUGCUGACUACAUCCCCCAGCUUGCCAGAUUCAGCCCGGACCUGUGGGCGGUCUCGCUGUGUACCGUGGACGGGCAGAGGCACACGGUUGGUGACACCAAAGUCCCGUUCUGCCUGCAGUCAUGUGUGAAGCCGCUGAAGUACGCCAUCGCCGUGCACGACCAUGGGACCGAGUACGUGCACAGGUUCAUCGGGAAAGAGCCCAGCGGUUUGCGCUUCAACAAGCUCUUCCUGAACGAGGAAGAUAAACCCCACAAUCCCAUGGUGAAUGCUGGUGCCAUAGUGUGCACCUCACUCAUUAAGCAGGGGGCAAGCAAUGCUGAGAAGUUUGACUAUGUCAUGAACUUUUUGAAUAAGAUGGCUGGUAAUGAAUAUGUGGGCUUCAGCAAUGCCACAUUCCAGUCAGAGCGUGAGUCAGGAGAUCGGAAUUUCGCUAUAGGCUACUAUCUGAAGGAGAAGAAGUGUUUUCCUGAAGGGACAGACAUGACCUCCAUUUUGGAUUUCUACUUCCAGCUGUGCUCCAUCGAGGUGACGUGUGAGAGUGCCAGCGUCAUGGCAGCCACCCUGGCCAAUGGGGGAUUCUGCCCAAUCACGGGGGAGCGCGUUCUGAGCCCCGAGUCCGUGCGGAACACCCUCAGUCUCAUGCACUCCUGCGGCAUGUACGACUUCUCUGGACAGUUCGCUUUCCACGUGGGCCUGCCGGCAAAGUCGGGCGUGGCCGGGGGCAUCCUGCUGGUGGUGCCCAAUGUGAUGGGCAUCAUGUGCUGGUCCCCGCCCCUGGACAAGCUGGGGAACAGCGUGCGAGGCAUCCAGUUCUGCACGGACCUGGUCUCCCUCUUUAACUUCCACAACUACGACAACUUGAGGCACUUUGCCAAGAAACUGGAUCCUCGCCGGGAGGGCGGCGACCAGCGGGUCAAGUCAGUCAUCAACCUCUUGUUUGCUGCCUACACUGGAGAUGUAUCUGCUCUAAGGAGGUUUGCUCUCUCCUCCAUGGAUAUGGAACAGAGGGACUAUGACUCCAGGACUGCUCUUCAUGUUGCAGCCGCAGAAGGACAUGCAGAAGUGGUACGUUUCCUACUGGAGGCCUGCAAGGUCAACCCAGUUCCCAGGGACAGGUGGGGCAAUACUCCGAUGGACGAGGCCGUGCACUUCGGCCACCAUGACGUGGUGACCAUCCUGCAGGACCACCACAACAAGUACAGCCCCCAGGACAGCAGCAGCAACAAGGAGACCGCAGAGAAAAACCUGGAGAGCCUGCUGUAGAAUUCAUCGUGGAGAAAAAAAGAACACCUUUGCUGGUAAUCAGUUCCUGUCUUCCUACGGUGAUGUUGACUUUGUACGAUAGUGUUGUUUCUUUGGAGACCAAAAAAAAAAACCUACACUUUUAAAGUUCUUUUCAGUUCCUUGACCUUUGGUUUCUCUGGUGUCAUAAACUGUGCUCUCUUCUUGUGUGGCGUUGGAGUAAAUUCUCUUUGUUGCACUGUGUAGAAUAUGGAACUUCUGCAACAAGUGUUCAAUUUCUUUAUUUUCUUCUGAAUGUGUAAUUCUGUAUUAAAUUAUUAUAAUACAUAUAUUAUACGCACAAUGGAUACCAAAAGUCUGACGACACUACCAAGAACUGAUUGUUUUCAUUAUUUACCAAGGAACAGUGCAAUUAUGAUACUAUAAUUACACUUCUUUUUCGAGAAUACAUUAUUGAGAACAAGGGAAGUUUGAACACAGUCAUGAACACAAUCGAAUAUCUGUUGGAGCAGUUGAAUAAAAUGAAAUGAAAAGAAAAAUGAGAUGAAAAAAUGAAGAAAUUAAUGAAAUGAAAUUGGGAUGAAACUGAAGAUGAGGUGUUGCGUUAGCUGGUGGGACACACCAAUUACUAACACACCUGCACUUUCUUUGAAGUAUAUUUUAAAAAUGUACUCAUGAAUAAGAAGUAUAAUGGAGUAGCAUAAUUGUAUUAUCAGUUCUUGGAAGUGUCCUCAAACUUUUGGUCCCCACUGUAUGUGUGUGUCUAUAUAUAUAUAUAGUGUGUGUGUGGAAAUAGCUGCUUAUAAAAUGCUUGAAGGGUGUGCUUUAAAAAUAACUUGUCCAAAUGACUAUUUGUUCAGAGGCUGAAAUUAUGUGACGUGACCAUCUUAGCAUUUUGUUACUGGUCUCAAGUUAAUCUUUGUUCUCCAGUUUUCUCCUUAUCAUCAUUUCAAAGGACUGCGCAAUGUUACUCUGCUGCAAAUGUGUGGGAAGUGCAUGCAACUGGCUGGACAGCUAUUUAUUCUAAUCGCUGCAACGCCGGGAGAUGCAGGUACAAACUGGCACAAGCUUGGUGGUAACUAGGCCAGUGUUCCCUCCUUCUUUUAAAUGAUCUGGUUCCUGGAACACAUUCGUGAAGGCUUGACCUUACCCCCUAAAACCUAAAUCUGUUACAGAACAGACCAACUUAUUUCCCCCAUAUUAUAACUAAGCUGGAGCCCUUAAAUGUCAUUAGUGAUGUUUACAGUAGAGACAUCCAUUGUCCAAUGAUGGCUGGAGCACUUCGUCAUUGGGAAAAGCACAUUGAUUGUUACUGUACAGAAGAUGUGAACACGCACAUACUUAACAUGAUGCAUGCCUGUAAAUUCUGCACCUUCCCUCAGUGAAUGUUGUGUGCGUGUGUGUGCGUGUGUGUGCGAGUGUGUGUAGGUGUCUACAUCUAUGAAAGUAUAAGUCAUGAGAGCUUUGUUGUACAGUGGGAUAACGUCAAAUUGAAAAUAAAAUGGAAAAGAGCCUGUCUGUGUUUGGCAGAGUUACGGAUCAGCUCACAUAAACUGCUGUGUAUAAUUCUGAGCAGCAACAGCCACACUGUCCAGGGGGUGGACUCCUGUACUUUUUGCUGGGAGUAGGUUCAGAUCUGUUCCAUGUGCUUGGAGUAGGUUCAGAUCAGUACCUUGUGCUGGGAGUAGGUUCAGAUCAGUACCUUGUGCUGGGAGUAGGUUCAGAGCUGUACCUCGUGCUGGGAGUAGGUUCAGAUCAGUACCUUGUGCUGGGAGUAGGUUCAGAGCUGUACCUCGUGCUGGGUGUAGGUUCAGAUCUGUUCCAUGUGCUGGGAGUAGGUUCAGAUGUGUACCAUGUGCUGGGAGUAGGUUCAGAUCUGUUCCAUGUGCUGGGAGUAGGUUCAGAUGUGUACCAUGUGCUGGGAGUAGGUUCAGAUCUGUUCCAUGUGCUGGGAGUAGGUUCAGAUGUGUACCAUGUGCUGGGAGUAGGUUCAGAUCAGUACCAUGUGCUGGAAGGUGCAGAUUUUUCACAGCGCUGAAUGUAUUCCUUUUAUGUUUUUUUUUUUUCUCAGUUAUACUGAGAUAGUUACAAGUGUGCAUUAGUGCAGGUAAUGGAAAUAUUUAUAUUUGUGAACAAUGUCAAAUAAAGCAAUGCUUUCACGACA